ACUGGAAAUCACAAUGAUAUGGGCAUAUGUUUCUUUCAACAUGUUCUCCAAACACUCAUAAUAACAAGAAAUGUCUGGAUUUCGUAGGUGCACACUACAGCAUGCGCUUCAUCUCCGUUAUCAAUUCAGCAACGACACGAAACACUGUGUAUCGUGAAAGGACACCAAACACAUUAGAAGUUCAGUUUCUUUACCGAGACUUUAGGUUUAUUCUUCAUAUAUUUUGACAUAUUCAUGACUGAUAAAGCAAUUUUUAGGUUCGUUCUCCAAUUACUGAUUCACUACAGCGUUGUUUCUGAAGUCUUUUACAUGAAACAUAGAACAUAGUGGUUGGAGAUUAAAGAAAUAUCAUCGCGUUAUCAUAUGUAUAGAAAGCACUCUAAAAGUAUUUCUCCGCUGAACUUUGACAAAUUGCUGAUUCAACCCAUGCAUGACAAUCUGCUGUUUUACAUAUCGUCAAUGGAAAUACAGAGUAAAUUUUGUCACACGGAACAUAUUUGCUAACAUAAUUUCCAGUUGAGAUUAAAUUUGCUAAUAUGGGAAGAUAACUAAUAUACUUCACUAAUUAAUCUAAUGAAAUUUACAAAAUGGACGUACUGAAAUGAGAAGACUUUUGCAAACUGGCAAAUUCUGUUGACAUCUGUAGUGUAAAAAUUCACCGAUAACACACAAUAGCAAAUUUAUUAGAUUUCAUACUUUAAAACGAAAAUCAGAAAGGUUUAAUCGCAGCAUAUUUUGAUAAUCAUGUCUUUCAUGUCGUUAUGUGUAAUGGAAUUACUCCUCCAUAUUGCAGAUGUUAGAAAUAUAUCGUAAUAUUACCAUUAAUUUAAUAACUGCUUUUCUUUCAUUCAAGAUAAUUGAACAAAUUGUAAAAUUACCAGUAAUCUAUAAGAUGACAAUGUUAAAUCACACACGGAAACACUGAAAAAUGAUGUCAAAACAAUAUUUUGUGAUUCUGAUACCGGUUAUAUCGAUAGUAAUUUCGUGCCCCACGUACAAGGAUGAAACAUUAUUACAAGCAACUUUAUUAUCUAAUUAUAACAAAGGUGUGAGGCCUGUUAUUGAUUUAUCUACAACUAUCAAUAUCGAAGCUGCUUUAUUUCUUCACACAUUCUAUGGUCUGGACUUUGUAAAUAAUAUAGUUACAGCUCGGUACGACUUUAGUCUAGAAUGGACUGACGAACUUCUGACUUGGAAUCCUCUAGACUACAACAACAUUACAGUUAUAUACAUAGAAAAAGAUAAGCUGUGGACACCAGAAAUCGUAAUGUGCAAUGCAAUGAAGGAAUCAGAAGAGAAAGGUAGCUUUCUUGAAGUAAAGGUUUUUAAUAAUGGACGUGUACAAAUGCGGUCACUAAAACUGCUGAAAUCCUAUUGCACAUUUGAUGCUUACGCCUAUCCAUUUGACCAGCAUGACUGCGAAAUAUACAUUUGCGUUGCUUUGCAUGAUCCUGUCCAUACAAGAAUAAGAACACUUACAUAUGAUAAUUUAAAUUAUUCCCCAAACUAUAACUGGGACAUCGACUACAAUGGUAUAAAAAAUGCUUCCGACCAGAGAUUCAGCGUCGUAUUUGCUCCAUUGCAUUUACGACGUAGACUCACAAUAGCUAUUGUAGCUAUGCUGAUUCCAACAAUAAUGAUGACUAUUUUGACUAUAUUUGUCUUCCUUCUACCUCCAGAAUCAGGGGAAAAAGUUUCUCUAGCUACGACAAUAUUUUUAUCAAACGUUUUGUAUCUUGUUGAAAUCGAGAAAACUACACCGAGGAAUUCCAAAUUUCCUCCACUUCUUAUGACAUACUUGAUGCUAUUAUCACUUUUAAGUGGUAUCGCAACACUUGGGUCGGUGAUUAUAUGCAAGUUGUAUGUCAUUCAGUCAUCUGAUGAAAAGACAUCGAACCUCCCAGAUCAAACAACAAACAAAUCUCGAAGCAACAAAAUUGCGGAUAGUUCAACAAUUACCACGAGAGAGAACGAUCCCGUAACUUUGAACUCAAAAUCAAAUACGAAAACUAAAUUUUGUAUAACCGAAUAUUUCCGACUUGAUGAGACAUUCCUGAAAAUUAGCAUUAUAACAACAGUAAUAAUUUCAAUAUUAUUUACUUCUUUCUUGUGUACACAAUAGAAGAAAAACUAGAUGAGCAAGACAUCAUAAUAGUAGAUUUAGAACGACGGGUGAAUAAAUAUAUAACAUCUUGAAAUUCAUAUUUCUAAUAUCAUAAAUUUGUGUAAUUUUGAGCAGUUUUAGCAACAUAUGAGAAGCUACAUCAUAUAAGUUCAUAAAACUACCGGAAUGAUUACCAGAUGCUGACUGAAAAUCUGAAAAAAUUAAUGCGAAUACAGACUGAAAUUCUUUGAAAUUUAUGAAAUCGCGAAUCAAACAUAUCUACUACUGGAUUGUGAACAUGGUUUCUUACAAUUUUCAUUCGUGUGUAUUAUACAUAAAACAUAACACACAGUUUACACAAUUAUUCAUACUUCAACGUCUGUAUGAUUAUAUUUAUAAUUUAUGACACUAACACAGGAUCUUACAGGCAUAUGUGUCUAGGCACUAAAACACGGUGAUACAAAUAGACGGAGCUACGACGACUAACUCAAAUGUUUGUAUUUACAUACAGUCGAAUACAUUUCCUAUUCGACUAUUCUAUAUAACAGACCAUUACAGAAAUCUGUCAAUUUCACCACAUCUGCUGAUAAAAGGAAAAUCAUGGAACCAUAUAGUUCUCUCAGAAUUUCACAACUACCUCUCUAUAUAUCAGGUUUAAUAAUAUGCGAUACAAGUAUAAAUUUUGUGCGAUUUCAUUAACAAAAACUUCAUCUCUGUCUUAAUGGCAUGUGCAAAUGUUUAUUAUUUUUACUGUUGAGAGUUUCCAUAUAAUAAUAUAGUCAUUGCAGAUAUACGAUUUUUUCCUCACGUGGAUGUGAGUUCGAGUCUCAUGGCUGGCCGCAGUCAGAUUUUUCUGCAAAAUAUGGAUAGUUUAUCCUGU
Molecule: messenger RNA, 2984 nt
Organism: Octopus bimaculoides (California two-spot octopus)
Lineage: Eukaryota; Metazoa; Mollusca; Cephalopoda; Octopoda; Octopodidae
Product: chemotactile receptor for terpenes 1
Biological process (GO): monoatomic ion transmembrane transport
Cellular component (GO): membrane
Molecular function (GO): transmembrane signaling receptor activity; extracellular ligand-gated monoatomic ion channel activity
Source: RefSeq, a predicted model, not a curated record